Messenger RNA from Cadophora gregata, 612 nucleotides. It is a transcript of the gene ALTA7, whose product is annotated as Minor allergen Alt a 7. The record is from RefSeq and is a predicted model, not a curated record. Gene Ontology annotation, molecular function: NAD(P)H dehydrogenase (quinone) activity; FMN binding. Lineage: Eukaryota; Fungi; Ascomycota; Leotiomycetes; Helotiales; Ploettnerulaceae. The transcript has 4 exons. The coding region runs from base 1 to 612 and encodes 203 amino acids.
AUGGCUCCUAAGGUCGCAAUCGUCUUUUACUCCAUGUAUGGCCACAUCAAGGCUCUCGCCGAGGCUGAGAAGGCCGGUCUUGCAAAGGCUGGCAUUGAAGCCGACAUCUACCAAGUUGCUGAGACUCUCCCUCAGGAAGUCCUUACAAAGAUGCACGCUCCUGCCAAGUCUGAUUACCCCGUAAUCGACGCCGCAACGCUCCAAACCUACGACGCCUUCCUCCUCGGCAUCCCAACUCGUUACGGUAACUUCCCAGCCCAAUGGAAGGCAUUCUGGGAUACCACUGGAGGCCAAUGGGGAUCUGGUGGCUACUGGGGCAAGUUCGCUGGUGUGUUCAUCUCCACCGGAACUCCAGGUGGUGGACAAGAAAGCACAGCUAUCGCUGCGAUGUCCACCCUUGCUCACCAUGGCAUCGUCUACGUCCCCCUCGGUUACGCACACACCUUCCCACAACUUACCAACCUUAAUGAAGUCCACGGCGGCUCCCCAUGGGGCGCUGGAACCUUCGCAGGUGGCGAUGGAUCCCGUCAACCCUCGGCCCUCGAGCUUGAAAUUGCCACCAUUCAGGGCGAGCAAUUCGGCAAGAAGGUCUUGUCCGUCAACUUCGCUUGA